AUGGGCUGCCCUUGGGCACAUCGUACGAAUCUAGUGCGCAGCUUGAAAGGGCUCGAAGACAUCAUCCAAUUGAUCGUAUGGGAUCUAUCGCUCGUCCAUGACAAGAAGGGGUGGGGCAUGUCUGGGAAGCCUGGAUUCGAAAAAGAGCCUUUGUAUGGCUAUACGAACUUGAGGCAGCUGUACGAAAGGGCGAACCCGGAAUACGAAGGGCGGUACCUCGUCCCGACUCUCUGGGACAAGAAGAAAGGCAGGUCUCGUGGCUGCAAGCGCGAAAAGAAGACAAUCGUGAAUAACGAGUCCAGCGAAAUCAUUCGUAUGUUCUACACCGAGUUUGAUGCGUUCAUUCCGGAGCAGCUCCGCGAGUCCAGCAAAGGCGACAAAGCCAUCUUGCCGGGGCACUUGCGCAAGGACAUCGACGCCAUGAACGAGUGGGUUUACGAUACCAUCAACAACGGUGUGUACAAGACUGGGUUUGCUCAGUCCCAGGAGGCAUACGAAGAGCACGUAUACCCCUUGUUCGCAUCUCUUGAUCGCCUGGAAGAACACCUUGGCCAACCAGGCCAUGGCCCAUACCUGUUUGGCGAUCACAUCACCGAAGCAGACAUCAGGCUAUAUACUACCAUCAUCAGGUUCGACGUUGCGUACUUCACAAUCUUCAAAUGCAACCUCAAGAUGAUUCGCUAUGAGUACCCGCGGCUGCACGAUUGGGUACGCAGGCUGUACUGGGACGAGAGCGAAAUGACCAAUUAUGGUGCUUUCAAGAAAACGGUGGACUUUCAGGCAUACAAGGAUGGCUACUCGAACGCUACGAAGGCGAAGAUUGUGCCUGUGGGACCGAAGCCAGAUAUCAUGCCCUUGUAG
This is a messenger RNA of Alternaria conjuncta, 861 nucleotides long. RefSeq lists its product as uncharacterized. NCBI's taxonomy places the organism in Eukaryota, Fungi, Ascomycota, Dothideomycetes, Pleosporales, Pleosporaceae. Gene Ontology annotation, molecular function: glutathione transferase activity. The coding region runs from base 1 to 861 and encodes 286 amino acids. Gene Ontology annotation, cellular component: cytoplasm. The transcript has 3 exons. The record is from RefSeq and is a predicted model, not a curated record.